Molecule: messenger RNA, 1848 nt
Organism: Hippocampus comes (tiger tail seahorse)
Lineage: Eukaryota; Metazoa; Chordata; Actinopteri; Syngnathiformes; Syngnathidae
Gene: cdk15
Product: cyclin-dependent kinase 15
Exons: 12
Biological process (GO): protein phosphorylation
Cellular component (GO): cytosol; nucleus; cytoplasm
Molecular function (GO): cyclin-dependent protein serine/threonine kinase activity; cyclin binding; ATP binding
Source: RefSeq, a predicted model, not a curated record
AUGUUUGCUCUCCUCCAGACAGCACGUUGGUCAUAUGAGCAGCAGAAGAAGACGAAGAAGAAACAGCAAUGGACGGAUUGUCCCGCUGGAUGAGGAGGUGCUGCUGCUGUGGCGAGGUCGAGGAGGAUGAGGGGGGCAAAGGUCCAUGGAAGGGGGAGGAAGAGGAAGAGGAACAGGUGGAGGUGUUGAGAAUGGAGGAAAGGGCCGUGAAGAAGAGCAACAGUUCUUCAUCGCUGCCGGUUUCUGAGCUGAAUCCAGACAGUGGCCCGCAGCCUCACUGGUUUCACACGCUGCAGAUGCGACGGCUUCGAGUGCAGAGAGACCGCAGCAACAGUGACCCAUGGAGCCAGACAAACUGCCAAAACCCCUUUUUCUGGAAACCGGGACUUCAGUUUGGAACAGCCAACUCGUACGUGAGCCUGGAGAAACUUGGUGAAGGCUCCUACGCGUCUGUAUAUAAAGGCAUCAGCAGGAUCAAUGGGCAGCUCGUGGCGUUGAAGGUGAUCCAGACAAAGACAGAGGAGGGUAUGCCGUUCACUGCAAUCAGAGAAGCUUCACUGCUCAAAGGCCUGAAGCACGCCAACAUCGUCCUGUUGCACGACAUCGUUCACGCCAGAGACUCGCUCACCUUCGUCUUUGAAUAUGUGGUGAGACGCCCUCGCGCGUAGCGGAGGUGGCGGCGGCCCGCACCGGGGGGGGGGGGGGGGAUUUCAAAACGAAUCUUCAUGUUCCAGCUGCUGCGCGGUCUCACCUUCAUCCACGAACGUCGGAUCCUCCAUCGAGACCUGAAGCCUCAGAACCUGCUCAUCAGCUACUUGGGAGAGCUCAAACUGGCCGAUUUCGGUCUGGCCCGUUCCAAAUCUGUCCCCUGUCAGAGUUUCUCCUCAGAUGUGGUGACGUUGUGGUACCGCCCUCCCGACGUCCUGCUUGGAUCGACAGAUUAUUCGACGGCUCUGGAUAUCUGGGGUGCCGGUUGCAUCUUUGUGGAGAUGCUGCAAGGGGCUCCGGCAUUCCCGGGAGUCACUGACGUGUUUGACCAGCUGCAGCAAAUCUUUCUGGUGCUUGGAAUCCCAUCGGAGGAUACCUGGCCCGGAGUUACUCGGCUGCCCAACUAUCACUCAGACUGGUCCCUUCCCUCCAAGCUGAAGCCAAUUCGCUGUGUGUGGAAAAGGUUGAGUCGACUGCCAUGCAAAACCGAAGACCUGGUUCAGAGAAUGCUGACGCUUGCGCCCGCCGACCGGAUCCCGGCGUCAGAAGCCCUCCUGCACUCCUAUUUUAACACCUUACCGCCGCCCGUCAUGCACCUGAGGGACACCGUGUCCAUCUUCAAGGUGCCCGGCGUCCAUCUGGAGACGGAGUUCCGCGACACCUUCGCUCCCGGCGGCCGAGUCAGACCUUCACUUUUGCCUGUCGCCAAAUUUUGGUGACAUCAGGGCAGCGGUGGAAUUUUGGGAUUGAUUUUUGUAACUUCUACUCAAGUUUGGGUUCAUUAUUUUGACCCAGCGGAUUGGAUUGAAGAUUGGAUUUGGGCGGGCUGAAGAUCUGAAAAGCUGGUCGCCAUUUUGAAGUGAAGCACUGAAGUUGAAGUCAAUGAACUGAAAAGAGCUCGGCCGUGUGACUCAUGCGAGUGACUCGCUGUGGUGACUCCCGGCGGAGGGGGGAGUUGUUUCGUCUUAGAAACGGUUGAGAAUAAAAUACGUUUAACCGAAGCUAUACUGAUCACCUGGUAACCUUUUUUUUUUUUUUUUUUUUUUUUUUUUUUGGAUGGCUCUAACUCAUCAGUAUGGAUGUUUUUUUUAGACGCUGUUGAAUGAAAAUCUCGACCCGAUCUCCAGGGCCAAAUCCUCA